AUGCGGUUGAUUUUGAAAUUUUUAGCAAUUUUCGUCCUUUUGAUUGAAUCGACGUAUUCAAUUAGUUUCCACUUGCCAAUCAACACAAGAAAAUGUCUAAAAGAAGAAAUCCACAAAGACACAAUGGUCACUGGUGAUUAUGAUAUAACUGUUCUUCCUGGUUUAAUCACUCAUCUCGACGUUAAAGAUACCAAAGGACACACACUUUACAAUAAGGAAGAUGCGAUCAAAGGCAAAUUUGCUUUCACCACUGAAGAAUACGAUAUUUUCGAAGUCUGUUUUGAAACGAAAUUACCACAUGGUCAACAGCAGCAUCACUUAUCCGCUCAGCACACAACGAAAGAAGUGUCGAUUAAAAUCAAACACGGUGUGGAAACGAAGGAUUACGAUACGUUAGCCAAAGCAAAUAAACUCAAACCAUUAGAAGUGGAACUGAGUCGAUUGGAGGAUCUUUCUGCGGCUAUUGUAUCCGAUUUUGCAUAUAUGAAACAACGUGAAGAAGAAAUGCGUGAUACAAAUGAGUCAACAAAUAAUAAAGUGCUUUACUUCUCGAUCUUUUCCAUGUGUUGUCUAAUGAGUUUAGCUAUUUGGCAAGUUCUCUAUUUACGACGAUAUUUCAAAGCCAAAAAGCUCAUCGACUAG
Molecule: messenger RNA, 642 nt
Organism: Adineta ricciae
Lineage: Eukaryota; Metazoa; Rotifera; Eurotatoria; Adinetida; Adinetidae
Source: the annotation of a GenBank genome assembly